UGCGUUCGCGUCUCCUCCUCCUCCUCCUUCUCAGAUGUUCCGGGUCAGAUCGCCGCCACUAACUGCUUCGAUUUCAGCUUUGAUUCAAAGAAGAAAUUAGUAUAAGCGACCCCUCCCACCUCCAAUCGAAUUUAGUUGUAAAGAAGAAAGCAGCAAGAUCUAUCCAAUCCGUGAUCCGUCUUGUGUUGUGUACUGGAUUUGUAGCAUAGCAUAGCAGCUGCUCAUGCUGCAGCGGGCGGCAAGCAAUGCCUACUCGUGGUGGUGGGCGAGCCACAUCCGCACCACGCAGUCCAAAUGGCUCGAUGCCAACCUCCAAGAGAUGGAAACCAGAGUCAAGAUCAUGCUCAAGCUCCUCGGAGAGGAAGCUGAUACAUUUGGCAAGAGAGCCGAGAUGUACUACCGCAGCAGGCCAGAGGUGAUCAACCAUGUGGAACAAGUUUACAGGGCUUACAGAGCUCUCGUCGAACGCUACGACCACUUAUCCAAGGAGCUGCAUAAGGCCAACCACACCAUUGCUACUGCAUGCCCUGAACAGGUACAAUAUGCCUUAUUACAAGAAGAAGAGGAGGAGGAUGCUGAUUUCCCCAAAGCCGUCACACCCAUCGACUCCCGCAGAAUACACAACUCGACCGUACAAGAGAUUUUGAAGAGAAAAGGACGAGACCCGUCUGCCAGGAACACCGAUGCCUGUGCUCCUCACAUGACCAAACAGAACGCACAGGAAGAGAUCAGCACACUUCAAAAGGCUAUCCUUGUCCUGCAAACUGAGAAAGAAUUCGUUAAAAGCUCUUACGAGACUGGGAUUGCUAAGUAUUGGGAGAUUGAGAAGCAGAUUGCAGAUACGCAGGACGAAAUAUGUCGCAUCCAAAAUGAGUUUGAUGCACACGCAUCCAUUGAGGAUGAUGAAGCCCGUGCCUUGAUGGCCAUUACUGCUCUUAGAUCCUGUCAGGGUACAGUAGCUAAGCUUAUCAAAAAAUUUGAGGAGUUAGUCAGGACUGCAGCAGGGGAGUCUGAAAAAAUAAGCCAUCUCCGAGAAAGGUUGUAUGCUAUGGACAUUAUCGUUAACCCAUCUAAUAGAGAAGCUGGGGAAGCUGGCACAACAAACAUGACAGUGCAAAAUAGAAUUUAUCCUAAUACUCAGGCAAUACUCGAGCUGCAGCCUAUCUAUGAGAAAAUUGAAAGUUUUUUUGAGCGCGAUUCUGAAUCCAUUGUGGAGGAGAUGGCAGAGAAAGUUGAUGAGCUUGUUGAUAGGGUUGUGAACUUGGAGCUGAAAUUCGCGAAGCAGUCUGCACAAACCAAGCACCUGAAGGAAGAUAAUGAUAGCCUUAAAGAUAUAUUAGAUGAUUUACAAGAUGAGAUGGCACUUCGAGAUGAUCCAAGUGACUUAGGUGAACAUCUCAAGCUAGCAGAAUAUGAGUUGAACAGAGUCAGGGCUCUUGAAAGAGUUGUCAUUGAGGAAGAAGUUCUUGUCAGCACUGCAUUUUCUGAAGUUGUUAGCUGCGUCACUAAUAUUUCAAAUGCAAUUGGAUGUAUUGGCCCCAAAGACCAGACUAGUUUGUCUGCUGCAGCUGAAAAUAAUGUGGAAUUGGAAACACCCUCAGAAGAUAUAAGCACCUCAAUGCAACGGGAAGAACUCAGGGACAUGGAGGUACCAACUAAAGAUGAUAAUUUUCUCAGAGAUAGGUUUAUAAAUGAAGAUGCCUCAAAAGUCAAUGGUCAUGAUUCAUUAAAUGGUACUGAUAGCAUCGUUGAUUGUACAAAGAACAACGAGGAGAACUUUCCAACUGGGAUUUGCUUAAUCCAAGAAGACUUGAGGGAUAAAGGGUCAAUAUUAGCUGGCAAUAGCAGUCAAAUUGUCAUUCCGAGCAAAGAAAUUGAAGGAAAAAUAGAUUGCUCAACGAAAGAAAUACAUUGUAGCUCAUCAAGCGGUACAAAGAAACAUAGAGACGCAGGAAAUGAUGUUGUUGACAACUCUGCUCAAGGGAAAUAUUUGAAAGGUGAAUGUCCACCGACAGCAAUCAGUCAUACUCACCUCCUACACUCAGAGAUUUUAACCAAUAAAUGUGACUUCGAUGAAAAUGAGCCAUCAGUGGCUGUUGCUGUGAAUUCGUUUGGUGACAGCAAUGAAAUACAAGGCUUGGAGAUUGGUGGCGAUGAGAAUUCUAUUACUGGGAACUCCUUUAUCCAGGAGGGAGGACUUGGAUAUGGCAAAUCACUAAAAACACCUGGACAUGUUAAUUUGGUUGGUUCUGCAAACCUAGAUAGUUUGAAUGAUGAAAACACCGCUGAAGAAAUCGCAUUACCAGAAGCUCCUCAUAGGUGCUUCAGUGAUGCAGAUAUGGGACUGGACUUUUGUCAUGCUGAUGAAGCAGUAUAUGUUGGAGGAUUGCCAGAAGAAGAUGGUUGGCUAAUUGCCCCAGAAACUAAUAAAAGUUUGCAUGGAGACAGCAAAGUUGAUUCAUCUGAGGAAGGUGGUUGCACUUCAUUAGAGAAUAAGAACAGCACACAUGAUUUGAGGACUAGUGUAAUUGUGGAUGCACAUUCCUCAAGCGAGUAUCAGGAAGUACCAGAAGUAACAACAAAAUCAGAACAUACCGUUAGUAAAAUUUCUCAUGGGGAGCUAGAGAAGAGGAAUUCGAAAGGCAAAGAACUUGCAGGAGCAGCAAGUACUUUGAGCGAGCCUGGAAGCAGGAAUUGGUGCGUCAACUCCAGUUUGAAGGUAGGGCAAAAGCUUUGCCACAUAUAUAUUGAUAGAAAAGAAGAAAAGGUACAAGAUUAUGGCCCACAGAAGAACCAGAAUCAGGAAAGGAAAAACCACACACCACGCGAUUCCAGUUUGGUUGCAGAAGGAAAUGCACCUAGCUGGCAGGAGUUUCUUCUUGAUGAGAUUGAAGGUAGAGAAGCAAUAUUACUAGACAACUACACUUUACUUCUCUGGAACUAUAAAGAAACAAAGAGAAGGCUUUCUGAAUUGGAAAAGAAAAAUCAGCAACAUCUCGAAGAAACAAAGGUAGUAAUAAGGGAGUUGAGGAAUGCAAAUUCCAUGAAAUAUGUUGAAAUCCAGUCCCUAAGGGAUCUCCUGGAUCCUUCAGAUAUGCCACCGACGCAUAGUAAAAUGGGUCUUAAUGGAACAAAGCACCCUUUGGACACUGAAAUUUCAGUGCUGGAUGGAACUAAUUUAAGCCACACUAGUGCACUGGAGAAUGCUUCACCAUUCGAGGCGAAAUUUAGAUCUGACAUUGAUGCUCUGGUUGAGGAAAACCUGCAGUUCUUGGUAAGGUUUAGCAUGGCUUGCCACCACAUGCAGGAAUUUUACAGCAAAUAUCAGGAGCUACAGAAGGGAUUGGGGAACUUUGAAGAUAAGAAGACAGGAGAACCUGAUACUGCAGCCGAGCCUGAUCCUGCUGAAAAGAACUUGAGAGAGCUCAAAACUGAACUGGAUGUGUGGUUUGAACAGAAUGCACUUCUUGAUCAAGAACUGCAGCUUAAAACCAGGUAUCUUUGCAAAUUUCAAGAGGAUAUAGCUGAAGCCUUGCGUGCUAGCCCAGAGACUGAUGGUGGCAAGUUUACACCAUAUGAAGCAGCCAAGUUUCAAGGGGAGGUACUGAACAUGCAACAGUCUAGUGUUAAGAUCGAGAGAGAGUUACAGGCAGCACUGAAGCGCAUGAGGGAACUCGAAGGCAAGGUCAAUGAUGGCUUGCAAAGGCUGAAUGAGAGCUUUGAUCUUUCAUCCAGGCGGUCAUCUUUGGUAGAGGCAGAAAGCAGCAGCUACAACAGCCAAUUCAAGCAUUUCCCAACUAGAACAAGAGUGCCAUUGCGGAACUUCCUAUUUGGCGCAAAACCAAAGAAGAAAUCAAUAUUUGCCUGCAUAAAUCCUACGCUGCAGAAACAGUUCAGCGACCUGUGAGGUGCGCAUGCUUCUUUUUUGCUGUGAGCACUCCUGAGUUCAUUUCAAUAGCUUAACUUUGGUAGACGCUGCACUUCAGUAUAAAUAUAGUAACCAUGCGAACUUCGGUUUCGUGGAGUCACCCAGCUUAUUACACAGGGUGCAUGAAGGAGCACUUAGGUUUGUUACUACUCCGUAUUACUUUGGAGUCAAACUUAUUGGCAUUUGAUGUAUUGUAAACAAAAGUAGUCUAGCGUUAAAAAAUAUGGUUUCUUAGAGGAGUACAAGGGUUUUUAUUUUGUUGGAUGUAUCAUGUAUAGUCUGCUUUAAAUCAUUCGAAAGGAGAUCCAUGAAGAGCUAGUUCCGGCCAUCUUAGGCUAGGCUGUAGCAUGCAGCACGCUUUGCCAUUUUGGCGAUCUGUAUGCAACCGUGUGCUAUUUCAUUAAAUUUGUUCAUUACAUUGGUUACUCAAAAAGAUGCACUGUAUAUACACACUGCUAGCGGUGUGGCGUGCCUGCCAAAUGUUUAUGCAA
Oryza brachyantha (malo sina) is the source of this 4419-nucleotide messenger RNA. RefSeq names its product protein NETWORKED 2D-like. NCBI's taxonomy places the organism in Eukaryota, Viridiplantae, Streptophyta, Magnoliopsida, Poales, Poaceae. Gene Ontology annotation, molecular function: actin binding. The transcript is spliced from 3 exons. The coding region runs from base 224 to 3907 and encodes 1227 amino acids. The record is from RefSeq and is a predicted model, not a curated record.